Messenger RNA from Orbicella faveolata, 8239 nucleotides. RefSeq names its product piggyBac transposable element-derived protein 4-like. Lineage: Eukaryota; Metazoa; Cnidaria; Anthozoa; Scleractinia; Merulinidae. The record is from RefSeq and is a predicted model, not a curated record.
AUGGCCAGCGCUAAUAGGCACUAUACAGUGCAAGAAAUCCUCGAAUAUUUGGACGAUGGAUUUGACAUACCUGAUGAGGGGCUGGAUUCAGAUCUCGAAGGUUAUGAAGACGAGGAAGAUAGCAAUGAUUUACAUUUUGAACCGGACACUCUUGACGAUGAUGAAGACGAAGAACUUGAUCUUCGAACGAGGAAGACCUGGGAAUGUGAAGGCUUAGAUUGGAGCAGCCAAGGCAAUGAUUUGGAGGUGCCAUUGUUUAGCCGAGCUGUUGGACCUUCGAGGGUUAUGACAGAGGAAGCCUCGGCUCUUGACUUCUUUUUACUUUUUGUUGAUAAUCGCAUGCUGAACAACAUGGUGAGGGAAACAAACAGGUAUGCUGUUCAGACUUUAGAAAAACAAAAUAAAGAUCCUUCUAAAUGGGUUGAAGUCACCUUACAAGAACUGACAGCACUUUUAGGCUUUCUGAUUGCUAUGAGCAUUCAUUGUCUUCCGUGUCUUCGAGAUUACUGGUCAUCUGACUGGGUCCUGGGUGUCCCAGCUUAUGCCAACAUCAUACCCAGGAAUAGGUUUCUUGAAAUCUGGAGUAAUCUGCAUUUGUCAGACAAUUCAAAGAUGCCAAGACCUGGAGAUGAGAACUUUGACAAACUUUUCAAGGUUCGUCAAUUUCUUGAAGACUUGAAGACAAACUUCAAGGUAAAUUAUCAUCCUCACCGUGAACAAGCUGUUGAUGAGGCAAUGAUAAAAGAUAAAGGGAGAACCUCACUCAAGCAGUACAUGCCCAUGAAACCAAUCAAGAGGGGCAUAAAGAUGUGGUGUAGGGCAGACAGCACCAAUGGCUACUUGUGUGACUUCGACAUCUAUACUGGAAAGUCUCAGCAGGGUGUCCAACAUGGCCUGGGCUACUCAGUUGUCACCAAGCUGUGUGCAUCAAUAAAGGGGCACUGGUAUAGCAUAUUCUGUGACAACGUUUUCACCUCAUACAAGCUGAUAGAGGAUCUGUAUGUCGACUACAAGAUACUUUGUUGUGGAACACUUCGACAGGGCCGAAAAGAAUUCCCUCGUAUCUUUGACAAGGCAGCUCUGAAACCCUUGAAAAGGGGUGAUAUUUUGUGGCGGAUGAAAGGCCCAGUGCUUGCUGUUGCAUGGAUAGACAAGAAACCUGUGUUUGCUGCUGGCACAUACACCACUGCUCCCCCUCAGCAACUCCCAGAGAUCAACAGGAAGCAGAAAGAUGGCAGAAUACAAAAAGUUACCUGUCCACCCAUCAUCUCUGCGUACAACAAGUACAUGGGCGGUGUCGAUAAGAAUGAUCAAAUGAAAUCCUAUUACACCAUCCCAGUGUCUGGAAAAAAAUGGUGGAUUAGAAUUUUAUUUGAUCUUCUUGACAGAGCUAUUUUCAAUGCAUUUAUUCUCGAGCAGGAGUCACGUCACAGAAAGCGCAACUUGAAAAGCUUUCGUAUCAGUCUGGUCAAAGACUUGAUCGGUGACUUUUGCUCCAGGAGGAAACGCGGGAGGCCUUCCACUGAGCCCAUGUUUGAAAGGCAGGUUGAAAGGCACUUCCCUCAGUAUCUUCCUACCACUGAAAAAGGGAGAAGAAUGGAGAGGAGAUGCAAAGUGUGCUCUGAUGCCAAGAAAUUUAAGCGCACAAGCUACUUUUGCCCGGAGUGCAAUCUGGGACUUUGUGCCGCACCCUGUUUUUGCAUAUAUCAUCAAUCCUGACAUUGCUUGUUGUUUGAGCACUUUUUAAGGAUAUAUCAACUUAUUUCCUUGGAUAAAAAAUAGUUAUUUUUUCAAAUAAGUUGAUUUUAGUACUCUGACCAAUUUAUUCUUCAAAGUGAAUUGCGUGAGAUGUCAAUCAACUGAAGAAAACAAUCAUUUUUGGGGUAGAUAGGCAUCAAACAUUAUAUGUGUUUCAUAUCAAAAUGUUCAGUGGACAACAGUCUUCGAUUUGAAGUGGAUUUCAGAAUUUUCAUUUAAAAGAUAAAGUAGCCACAGCAGUGAAAUGAGAACAUUGUCUUUAUUAUGUCACACAAUUAGUAAUAUUUAACUUGAUAUGACAGCUGUCAAUCAAUGUUAGUGAUUUUUUUAAACAUCUUAAAAUGUAGCACAUCUACUUAAUAAAUAAUGGACAAGUUUGAGGGUGAUCCCUGAAACAUAACAUUUCUUAUAUAUUUUUUUGUCUUUUUAAAUAGAAAUUUUAAAAAUAGGCAAAAAUUAAUUUGGGCUGUAAAGGGUUAAGAGAAUGUCCUCUCCCAUUUUUGCACUGAAUUCCUCAUCAUCAGUAUUUUGUAUGGUCACCUAAAGGAGACAAAAGAAGUUCUCAAAAUCCUUCAGUGGGGGCAAAGUUUCUUAAAAAUUAACUGUUCCUAUUGGUAAGUUAAUUUUUGUCCAAGUCUUAAAGCAGUGUAGCUUGUAAUAUCUCAUUUAAAAAGGUGUAAUAUGAACUUUUCAGAAAAAAACAUUUUCCUUCAUGGAAGCUAAAGCUAUCUUGGAAACAAAUGGUAGAGAAAAUGUAAAAAUAAUAAUGGUGGGAAAAUUGCAUUCAUAUGAAAAGAAAGUAUUUUGGUGUAUUUAUAACCAAAUAUAUGCCAAAAACAGCAUUAAAAACGACUUGAUCGGAGAUUACCUAGGAGUCAUAAACAAGAAUACUGCAUUGAGUGUCAAGUUACCCAUCACUGAUUGGCUAAAAGCUUUAUUUCUCCGAUGUUCUAAUAAAGACAGUCAAUUUUAGCUGAAGUAUCUUCCUUUUAUGGUAUAGAAUCUAUUGUUCUAUAAGUCGGUGAAGUUUCAGAGGUUUGGAAUGUGCGGAAGUUAGGUUUUCAGAAGUUACCGAAGUCAGUUCAACUAGACAGCCAUCUUUGAUGAUAUCCAUGGCUCUCUCUCAAAAAAUCUCACUUGUCAAUAUUGUAAAUAGUGUAGAUAUUGUAUAUAGUACAAAUAGUGUAUAUAGUUUUCAUUCCAUGUUUCGUUUCAUCUCCUGGCUUUCGUGUGAAUGCUGUUUGUGGGUAAAUGUGCGUGUCUGAAAUAUGGCACAUGGCAUCACAGAGAGAUUUCUUCAGACAGUUUGCGUGUUGUGGCUCCAGAUGAAGUUCACUUCUGCGACUACAACUCUUCUAAAAAACAAAUAGGAAGAGGAAAAUCUGCCUGGCAUGCUGAGGAAAAAUUGUGCUGGAAAAAAGUGUAGGAAGUUAGAGGUAAGCGAAUCAUUGUACAUUACUGAACGAUGAAGAUGAAAUAGUUUGAAGUAAUUUUUUAGUGUACAUUACAGUGUCAUCAGCCCUGAGCUUAGCAGUCUGCAAUAAAUGAAAUAGUGAGAAAUUAAUUUUCUCUUUGUUGUUUCUGUUUAGGAAGAAAGAGCCAGUCUAACUGUUUGCCUCAACGAUUCAGCCCCCGAAAAUAAUUCAACAAUUUCAGCAUUGACAUUCCACCAUUUGAGGACAACAUUAACAAUCCAAGUUCUUGUAUGGUGCCUUCAGAAUCAAAGCAAGUCCAGGUUCCAGAUCUACUGCUGAGGCCUUACAAGAAUGCUGAAAAAAGAACACAACAAGUACUGAGGGCUAAAACGAUUGACCUUCUGGCAGAUUCUGCUAAUAAAUUUGUUCACUUCAAGGGUGAGAACAUUCCUCACUUUAUCAGUGAUUUGGUCCUCAGUGGAAAGUGAAGGGAACAUUUGGUGAAAUUUGCCAGACAAAGCCUGACACUGAUGAUUAUUCCUACAUAAACUUGCAGCUGAUUAUCACAGUUGCAAAGACAGAACUGAAAACAAAGCUAUUUGUUUGAAUUCUGCUAAACAGAUGCAAAGAGUACUGAUUGGGGGCAGUUUGAAAGGCAGUAAAAUCUCCUUCAGUGGCAUUACCUCAGACAUCUUCAAGUCCUGUGUUGAGGCAGCACAAGAUCUAGGCAGGAUUCAAAGCUAUCCUGAUGAGAAAAGAUGGCUUCUGUCAACUGUUGCCAAGGACUUUUCCUAUUCCACCUUGCAGUGAUAUUUCCAGUGUUCCUCAAAAACCAUAACAGCAACAAAGGUGCAUUGCAUACUUUUUGGUCGUGGAAGUGUUCCAUCAGACAAGUACAAGUUCACCUGCGAAUGUGUCAGUGCGCAAGUACUUGGAGAAUUAAGCGGAUUUCUCUAUCGAGAUGAUGUUUCACGGGCAUCAUCAUACUGUAGUGUUAUGGUUGAAGGUGAGGAGACAGCAGUCAGGUACUGGCAAGAUACGAUCAAGGGACUUGUGGACCAGUACCUGCUGGAAUUCCCCAAUGGAGUCAAAAGAACAUAUAUUUACAUCCACUUGCCCACCAAUUUCCAUAUGGACAUGAUGCUGGCAGGUUUGUGUGACCUUUGCGACGACUUUGGCCACAGUAAUUUUGAUGAACUGUGUCCACUUAUUGAAGAGAUAUCUUCAAUGUGUCCGGAUCUGAACGUAUCAUCCAUGAUAAAAGAUGUGCGUGCUUAUCAGACAUUUUUGAAAACCAAGUUUUCGAAAUUGGCACAAAAACAGUCACCGCCUUGAACUGUGCAUGUUAUAUGCAUUUAAUGCCUGCACAGAAGACCACAGAGCAAUGUGUGCAGAUGUUCCACCCUUCUGUGCUAUGUACAGCUCUCUAUUAAAAGAGAUUGAAAUGCUUCCAGAUGUUAGCAAAACAGAGCUGAAGCCAAGGUUAACAGAGCUGUAUGGAAUACAUCAAGACUAUUUGUCACAUUUGCUACCAACAAAACAUCAGGGUGACUACUAAAAGUUUGUUGUGAAGAAUUGAGGCCUGGAGAGUGUGUCAUGAUAAUUGCCUACAAAAUGAAACUUGAACUAGGAAAGCAAAGCAAAGAAAUCCAGAGGGACUGGUAUGGGAAGAGAGGUAUUUUUAUUUGCGUGGGUGUUACAUGAUUGCCAAAGUCUCGGACAAUGAGAAGAGCAGUGAAGUUUUUGACGUGUGGUCAGAAGACACCAAACAGGAUGCCUUUUUUUCUGCUAGUAUACAUUUAGUUGAAGCAAAGGCACUACAUGGAAAGGGGGAAAAGGGGUGAUCAUUUGCCAAGGGGGGUUAAUUCCCUGGGUGUUAUCAUGAUUGAGUUCACACACUUCCAAAAUGCAAGUUAUUGUUGUACCUAUUUAUAAUAGUAUGAAACUUUUCUAGAGGUCACUUGUUCAAGAUAAUAUGAAUAUUACUAUGCUGUCAUCUUCAUGUUUCUCUUACAUGUGCUCUUCUAUCUACAGACAAUGGCCCUCAUUAUCACAACACUGCUGUUUUGGCCUACCUUUGUGAGGUGAAUGAUGUAUUUGACCUAAAUCUUUUAGAAUACAACAGCGAUGGUGAUAGUGAAGCUGACAAGCCCUUGUCAAUGCUUUGGAAGGUAUAGAAGUAGCUAAGAUUCUUACAGUUAAAUUAUUAUAAAUGGCACCACAGUAGUUCUAGCAAACUUUGCGUGACCUUCUCUGUCAGCUCUUUUCCAGUUUCAGGAGCGUUUAGGCAUAGUCUGCCCUAUAUAAUCAAAUGCCUUCUUAAUUUGGCAGGCUAACCAUAUAGAAAGGAUAGAGGAAUCAAGUGAAUCAAGUAAAUCGAGUGAAUUCACCACAGGUAUUAAAGUACUGCUCACAAUUACUUCAGAAGAGUAUUAUCUACAUUACCUAUGAAGUGCAAAGUAAAAGAAACAGUAGUUCAACCGAGUUAGAUCAGCCACCUUGUGCAAACCAGCACAGUAGUUAUGAAUUGUAAAAAGACUGAAAAUCUCACAUUUCUUAAUUUUUUAUUUUCAGUACUUUACCUUAUAAUUGUAUGUAAAUAACCAGUAUAGUAUAGAAAAAGGAAUUGAACUGAAUUGAAUUGAAUUAUAACUAUAUAGUGCAAGUGUUCCCUUCUAGAUUCUUGAGCAACAAAAUUUCACCAUCUCAUUUCAUGAGGACAGCUUCAGUACAAUAAAUUAUAAGCUAUUAGUGAACAAAUGAUUUUAACUGGCCUCUAUAUGUUUUGUAUUUCAAAGGGUUUUACCUCUGAGUCAGAAUGUGAGUUGUUAACAAAGGCCGAAAUGAGUAGAAUGGAAGCGAGAGAUUUAAAAAACAAGGUAAAAUACUUCAACCUGUGAUAAUCUCAAAAGAUACAUACAUCGGGAUGGACAACCUAAACUUCAAAUGUCAGUUUUAUGGUCGUCAGAAUUUUUGAAACGGUAUCAAAACUAGAAAUCGGCAGAAAAAAUUAACUCAUUUUUUGUUUUGUUCUGUAGGAUUAUGACCUGAAGAAACUAACAUUGAACGAGUGGGUUGCCAUUGCCUACAAAGAAGGUCUCUACAUUGGAAAAGUAGAAAAAAUUCUGGCUAAUAAGGUUCAGAUCAACUUUCUGUCAGAGAAUGAACAAGGUGCUCUCAUCUGGCCUUGAGUCCCUGAUAAACAGGACAUUAAGGCCAUUUUUAUCUUCCACUGCAAUGUCGAAGUCACGCAAGCUGAUGAAGGCGCUAUAACAUUCAACAUCAAAAAUAUUAAGUUAAUCAAAGACAGGUUUCAAGCUUUUUCAUUCAAGUAUUUCUAAAAAAAACAGUUUCCAUCGAACAAGUCAAUUUUAAGUAUACAUCUUGACAACAAUGCAGUUGAAAGCAAAACCUGCAACAUGUCAUUGUUGUUGACCUUGGGUCAAAUUCCUACCUGAUGGGCUUGGGACUCACGUCUGAUUCAUUUAUCGCUGUCAGGUCAUAAAUAGAACAACCAAGGGUCAUGCACAACUGACAUUGUGCCCAUAUGCUUCACGUACAAUUUUUCAGUACCACUCACAAGUUUAAAUUUAAAGUAUUUAAUUUACAGCUUCAAAUCAAGAGUGUGAAAUAAAGUUAUUUUAUCACAUUUCAGUUGACUUUUAAAUAAAAUAAUCUUUAAGACACGCCAUACACCCGACCCUAAACUGCCUUUUCUCGCACCCACCCUACCACCCACAGGACUGUUUUCGGUAUGAACAAUUAGGCUUUGCAUUCACUUCAUGUGUUCAGCAUGCAAACUCAUGCAGGACUGGUCACCUAUCAAUUGUCAACAAAUGUAAGUGUAAAAAUACUAUAUAAUAAUGUGCGAAGAGACAGAGAACUUAACACCGAGUGGAGACACUGAAAGGCGAAAAUCAAUAUUGAGGAGACUUCAUCUUUCUUUGAGUUUCACAUGAAACAACAGAGGUGAGUUUAAUAAAAAGUUCAAUUGACAUGCAUUUCUCCUAAUCAAUGAAUUCAGAACAGAACAGACAAGACAGAUUUAAAAAAGACUUUUUCAAUAGCAAAAGCAUUUCCAUGUCUAUUUGAGGGAAAAAGCACAGACAUUGCGACAGACGAUCGUGCGCGUAUUUGGUGCAAAAUGGAAUAAGUUUAAAAUGAUUUUAGCUUAAGAAAAGUUCCACACUCUAGUUAACAACCAUCGGGAUCAUACCUUCACUUAAGAGCCGCUAAAACCUAAUGUUUUGACUAUUUACAGUUAAGCACAUUUAAAAACAACUUUUUCAAUAGUAAAAGCAUGUCUCUUUCUUCGAGGGCAAGCACGGACUUUGCGGCAAACGAUCAUAUUUUGGCACAAAAUGGAAUAAGUUGAAAAGAUUUAACAAAAAGUUCCAGACCCAGGUUAACAACUAGUGGGAUUAUACAUUCACCUCAGAGCCGCUAAAACCUAAUGUUUGAACUGUAAUACCUGGCAAAUUGUUUUGCUGGGGUCAACAUACAUGUACAUUAGUUUCUUUCAACUUAAAUGUACAGUAAUUCGCUCCAUGGGUUUCACUCUUAUAGACACAUAACUCUGUUACAACAAAAUAACGAGAAAAUAUCGUUUAGUUUGAGAUUUUAUCUUUAUUAUACUUAAUGAAGUUCCUCGGAGCGUUUUACUUAGGUGUACUCAAACAGAUACAUUCGUAAACAAAUUGUCUAACCUUUCUGCUCUUGUUGGUCAGACAUUCUUGAGUUCGUACUGGGAUUCUACUUGGUUCACGAUCCUACGAUGACGCUUCUGAAGAUGCUUUUUAUCAAGUUGAAGAGCUGAUAGCCCCAGUUGAUGKCUCCUUUGGUAUAACAUGAUUCUUGAUAAAUUCACUCAAAAUGUUUGGUCGUAAAUUGAUCUCUUGUAAGGCUUGCAGACUGCCCCGUUCUGAAAACGCUUAAUGUCCUUUAGUGUUGGUCUACCUUGAACGGUGUGCUCAUUUGUAUAUGAUUUCAUCGCCCCAGAAAUCAUGGAAUCCAUGCUAACUUUUCACGACGACAACUUCUGUAAAUUCCAUUUGCUGUACGCAUGC